CAUGAUGCCAAGCCCAAUUAAACUCCACAAAAUCCAAAAUCAAACCCUGAGGUGUUAGGGUUCCUGCUUCUUAUCCUAGAUAACAGAUGCAGUUUUAAGACUAUUGACAUUCCUAGAAUAGAAAAAUUAAGAAACGAAGAAAAAAAAUCCACUAAUUUUCUUUUUUAUUUUUUUUUUAUCUGCAACUAAAAGAGCUAAAACAAGGGAAUUCAUUUCCAGUCGGUUCGUCUCAUUUGCAGCAAAUCGCACUCUGUAACUUCUAGGGUUUUAUAUAUUUGCUUCAUCGUGCUUGUUGUUGUUGUUGUUGAGAAGUCCAUAGUACCUGGAUUUUGCACAGCCAUGACUAAUUCAGAGCAAGAUGUGGAAAACCAUACCGCAUCCUCUUUAAUAGAACAGCUUGGAAGAGCUCUAAAUGAGCUGGAAGCCCUCAAGGAUGCAUCUGAGGACAGGGUUCAGUGGAUGGAAAUUGAACUUCACUUUCGCAAUCUUGACGCAACAUUAAAGAAAAAAUUUGAAGUGUUAGAAGCUAGGGAGAAAGAGUACAAGGAGAAAGAAGCUGAAAUUCAUGCCCUGCUUGCAGAAAGAGAGGCAGCUGUUGUUGCUAAAGAGCAAGAUUUCUUAGAUCGUGUGCAGGAACUAAAGGAUGAUGCUGUUGCUGUCAUUGCAGAGGCACGAGCUAAUCACCAGCCAACUAUAUCUGAGUCCAUUGACGGUGGUGACAACAAAGACAGCAAGGUAAGCAGCUCUCUUGGUGACAUAAAUUCCCCAGAGGAGGACUCUCCUCCUAAAAUGGGUGAAAAUGCUGAAACCAUGGCUGUUGGUGUUAAGCCAAGUCCAGAGCUGACGCAAUUUUGCGAGCAGAUGGAUGCAAAAGGGCUACUGAGUUUUACUAUGGAGAACCAAAAAAUUCUAUAUGCCAUUCGUGAAAAACUUUCUGUCGCACUAGAAAGUGCAAAUGAACCAGCACGUUUGGUGUUGGAUUCACUGGAGGCAUUUUAUCCUCCUCUUGAAACUACCCAACCAAUGGACAAAAAGGAUGCUGCCCUUCAGGGCAUGCGCAGAUCCUGUAUAAUGUUUAUGGAAUCCUUGGCUGCCUUAUUGGCCAGAAUUGACCCAGGUGCUGAUCACCUUCUAAACCCUGAAAUAAAGCAGCAAGCCAAGGCAAUUGCUGAUGAGUGGAAGCCUAAGUUGGCUAGUGCAGGCAUUGAUGCUACCAAUGGAAAUUCAUUGGAAGCAGACGCAUUCUUGCAGCUUCUCUCCACUUUUAGAAUUGCUUCGGAGUUUGAUGAAGAAGAACUCUGCAAGCUUGUCCUUGUAAUUGCUCGUCGCAGGCAAGCACCUGAGCUCUGCCGUUCUCUUGGGUUAACACACAAAAUGCCAGGUGUGGUUGAGUCAUUGAUCAACUAUGGGAAACAAAUAGAAGCUGUACGAUUUAUUCAUGCCUUCCAGCUUGCUGAAAGUUUUCCACCAGUUCCUCUACUAAGGACGUACUUGAAGGAUUCUAGGAGAAACUCCCAAGGAAAGGGUGGAAACACUGGUGGUGCUACUGGACAGGGUGAUGCAAAUGCGCAAGAGCUUGCAGCACUGAAGGCUGUUAUCAGGUGUGUUGAAGAGUACCAGCUUGAAGCUGACUACCCACUUGACCCACUUCGGAAAAGGGUUGCACAAUUGGCGAAGUCAAAGUCUGAUAAGAAGAGGAAUGGGGAUUUUGGCAAACAUCAGCAAUCAAAGAAGCCAAGAGCUAAUGGAGGAUAUCGGGGAUUUCGUGGAGGUCCUGGUCCUCCCCCUGGCCUUGCUGCUGGGCGACAAGGUCCACCUGUUUUUUCUGAGAGGAUACCAUAUACAGGAAUGCCAGAAAGGUAUCCUCAAGCUGGUCCAAAUCCUUACAAUUAUCAAGUUCCUGGCCAGUCUAGUUAUGGCCAGCCAGCUACUGAUCAAAGAAUGUACUACUAUCCUCAGGAUGACAGGACUACUGGGUCAUAUGAUGCAGCUCCUAAUUAUGGCAGUUAUAUGGGUGCUGGUAUACGGUCUGCACACCAGCCAUAUAUGUAAAUCUUGAAUGCUAGUUUUGUAAGAAAGCUUGUUAGAGAUGCUGUCCAUUGUAGCAGAGUUUCAUGUUUUCAGGCUUAUGUGACCAAUGCCUUUAGUUAACAAUGUAGUGCUAGUUUAAAAUGAAACUUUUAAACCAGGUAAGAAUUCCAUCUGUUGUAUUCAUUCAGUAUCUACAUUGAACAGAAGGCUGCAUAUUAUUCUUGGUA
Hevea brasiliensis (rubber tree) is the source of this 2258-nucleotide messenger RNA. Its product is annotated as FRIGIDA-like protein 3. NCBI's taxonomy places the organism in Eukaryota, Viridiplantae, Streptophyta, Magnoliopsida, Malpighiales, Euphorbiaceae. The transcript is spliced from 4 exons. The record is from RefSeq and is a predicted model, not a curated record. Bases 340 to 2052 code for a protein of 570 amino acids.